Molecule: messenger RNA, 1341 nt
Organism: Candida albicans SC5314
Lineage: Eukaryota; Fungi; Ascomycota; Pichiomycetes; Serinales; Debaryomycetaceae
Gene: WOR2
Product: Zn(II)2Cys6 transcription factor WOR2
Exons: 1
Coding region: 1-1341 (446 amino acids)
Biological process (GO): regulation of DNA-templated transcription
Molecular function (GO): DNA-binding transcription factor activity, RNA polymerase II-specific; zinc ion binding
Source: RefSeq, a predicted model, not a curated record
AUGACACAAUUACCUUCUGUUUCAGAAUUGAUCAACCGUACUGGAUCAAUAGGUUCAAGCUCAAACAUUACUAGAGUCCCACCAAUGACAACAACAUCAGCAACCAACACUACUACUGCUGCUACUGCUACUACUGUUACUUCUACCACACCAAGAAGUGAAAAUUCUUAUUCACCUAACUCACCAUAUUCAUUGCCUACUAGACCCUCCAAUACUUCAUUAACUAAUUAUUCAGCUGGUUCUGGUAUUACAGUUGCAUCUUCAUCUUUCCAGUUUUCACAACCAAGUCCUGGUAGAAGUAAACACAAUUCAACAUCUUCACAAUCUAGCAGUGGUGAUUCGUUUCAACAACACCAAUCUAAUCCAUCUGGGGUUUCCAUGUCAUCUAAUACUUCACCAAGAACUAGUAUCGUGCAAUCAAUGUCCUCUGUACCAACACCACCAUCAACAGGUCCAGCACCACAACAAUUUGUUUACCAAGAGUCACAAUUGCCAGUACAACCACCACCACAACAACAACAACUCCAGCAACCACCACCACCACCACCGCAACAACAACAGCACAUUUAUCCUCAACAGCAGCCAAAUUUUCCAUAUCAUAACAAUUUUGUAUCACCACCUACAUAUACAACUGCAUAUCCACAAUAUUACUACCAGCCAGUGAUGACACCACCACAUCAUCAACCGCAUCAGCAAGCACCAAUUCAUCUUGCCAAUAAUGUUUCAAUUCUACAAUCCCAAGCAGUAAUGCAAAAUGCUUAUCCUACUACACACUAUUUACAACACGUUGGCCCUCAUCACAUUUACGCCAAUGUCAAUUCUCAAGUAUAUUACCAAGACAUGGCCAGAGAAGAGGCAAACAAAGCCCUUAUUAAUAAGCGACGUAUUAUUAAACGUCGUACAAGAACUGGCUGUCUUACUUGCAGAAAGAGGCGCAUAAAAUGUGAUGAGCGGAAACCAACGUGUUUCAAUUGUGAAAGGAGCAAAAAAUCAUGUCUUGGGUAUCAAGAUUUACUGAAAUUACCACCAAGGAAAAGAAAUCGUGAUACCAGUUUAGAUUUGCCAGAUGGAAAUCAGCAACAACAACAACAACAACAGAAUCAACAAUCAAUAGUUGGUGGUGCUGGUAAUGUUAGUGAUGAGCCUCAUAAUGAAACACAUCAAAUUACUUCGAUCUCUGGAUCUUCAACCAAUUCAAGAAAUCUUGAUAUGAUGAUUCCUCAAAGUUUCAGAAAUAAUAUAUCUUCUCAACCAAUAAAUUUUUAUGGUCCUGUUGCAACAACUGCUUCUGGUGCUAGUGCUGUAAUUAAUAGAGUUUCAGUGGCUGAUUUACUUAAAUAA